GACCUCAUGUACUGUCGAUUACACAUCCAUAUCAUAUCCACGUGUUCAAAAGACAAUAAUUAUGGAAGUCAGCCGUGAAGAAGAAGAUGAUGAUGUAGUUGUGGACAUAUCUAGCUGGUGUGACUUCUUCUCAGAAGUUUCUAGGUUUGUGGACAUGCUUGAGAGGCAGUACGGCUUGGCAAACGUGGCCUUCACUGAGUAUGCUGUUUUGAGGAUCUCAACAACUAUCAGAAGCCUGCAGAGUAUAGAAGAAGCAUUGAUCGCUCAUGAAAACUCCGAUGAUUUAGAGGAAAUAAUUGGUUAUGUAAACGAGCUUUCUGACAUUUUAAUGGUGCUACAAUCUGUUUGGAGUAGUUAUGAGGAGGCCAUGAAGAAUACCUCGGUGGUACAACGAGUACCACCUACUGUUGGUAAUGGUAGAGGAAGGCCACGGUUUGACAUAACACAGGAACAAAUUGAAUAUCUUCGCUAUCUAUCAUUUAGCUGGAGUUCAAUUUCCUCGUUGUUAGGAGUAUCAAGAAUGACACUUUACCGGAGAAAAAAACAAUUUGGCAUUUCUUCAACAAAUUCGUCUCUGACUGAUUCUGAGUUGGACGAGCGUAUUCUUGAGAUCCGUAGAGAGCUACCAUACAGUGGUGAAACAAUUGUUAUGGGAAGAUUAAGAAGUAUUCAGUGCUGUAUUCCGCGUAAGCGUGUCAGGGAAAGUAUCCGACGAAUUGACCCACUGAACACUCCUUUACGAUGGGGAAGGAAUCGACACUCAAGAAGACCAUAUUCUGUUCCGGGUCCUAACUGCUUGUGGCAUUUAGAUGGUCAUCACAAGCUGAUAAGAUGGCGUCUAGUGACCCAUGGAGGCAUUGACGGUUACUCCCGCCUGAUUGUCUACCUCCACUGCAGCUCAAACAACAAGGCAUCAACGGUUUAUAAGUAUUUUUUGUCAGCAGUUGAGGAGAACGGUCUCCCAUCACGUGUGCGUACAGAUUGUGGAUUGGAGAAUUUUGAAGUCGCUCAUCACAUGCUACAACAUCGUGGUCUUAACAGAGGUAGCAUAAUCACUGGUAGUUCCACGCAUAAUCAGCGAAUUGAGCGGCUAUGGCGUGAUGUUCACGGUGCUGUCACGAAAUUGUAUUACGAACUGUUUUACCACUUGGAGGAGUGUGGACUCUUAGACCCUCUAAAUGACAUGCACCUCUUCUGUCUUCAUUAUGUGUACCUACCACGCAUAAAUAGGGCCCUGGGUAUUUUCAAGUGUGCUUGGAACAAUCAUGGAGUACGCACGAUGCACAAUGCCACACCUCAACAGCUAUUCACGGAAGGUGCCCUUCGUAUGCACAUUUCUGGAUUGAACCCAGUUGAGUAUCCCAACAGUGAGUAUUCUGAGUACGGUGUUGAAGAACUUCAUGCCGAUGAAAGUGAUGAUAACUCUGACUUGGAAGGUGUUCAUGUCCCUCAAAUGGAUGCUAACAAUCAAUAUUCUCAUCUUAUCGAAUUUGUGAGCAAUCAAGUCAAUCCACUUGCUGAAAGUGACAGUCUUGCUAUUGAUAUUUACCAGCGUGUGCUGCGAACAAUUGAACAAUCUAUUAACAAUAUAACCUAGCUGACUUUGUUCAUAUAUAUAUACUCACAUAUAGACAUCACUUGUUUGUCAGUUUGUAUUAUUGUGCAUGUGAUUGA
Molecule: messenger RNA, 1674 nt
Organism: Halichondria panicea
Lineage: Eukaryota; Metazoa; Porifera; Demospongiae; Suberitida; Halichondriidae
Exons: 2
Coding region: 62-1597 (511 amino acids)
Biological process (GO): DNA integration
Molecular function (GO): nucleic acid binding
Source: RefSeq, a predicted model, not a curated record